Molecule: messenger RNA, 2397 nt
Organism: Microtus oregoni (creeping vole)
Lineage: Eukaryota; Metazoa; Chordata; Mammalia; Rodentia; Cricetidae
Gene: Tmod2
Product: tropomodulin 2
Exons: 10
Coding region: 347-1402 (351 amino acids)
Biological process (GO): pointed-end actin filament capping; muscle contraction; myofibril assembly
Cellular component (GO): myofibril; striated muscle thin filament
Molecular function (GO): tropomyosin binding
Source: RefSeq, a predicted model, not a curated record
GCUUUGUUUCCCAUUUUCUCCUCUCCGGUGAACGUGUGAUAAGCUCCUGGAGUCUGGAGCAUCUCGCGGCCUCAUUUGCACAGGAGCCUGGGAAGGGAGGACUCGGGUUAGCUUCUUUCUUGAGGUUCCCGGAGCUGUCACAGGACUCUUCAGCCAUCAAAAAGCCGCCCUUUACAGGUCCCAGAGAAUCUUUUUCUUAUUCUUUCUGGUCAAAAUCAUGCUGGUUCGUGCCUUCCCGGGACUUCCUUGCCUUAACCUGUUGACCUGCAAAAAAUGAAGUGGUAGUGUGAAGUCCCGGGAAGCUGGCUCACUUCCAAGUGCACGAGAAAGGUGGACCUGCGAAGCCAUGGCGCUCCCCUUUCAGAAGGAGCUGGAGAAAUACAAGAACAUCGAUGAGGAUGAGCUUCUUGGCAAGCUCUCAGAGGAGGAGCUGAAACAGUUGGAAAAUGUUCUGGAUGACCUAGAUCCCGAGAGUGCGAUGCUACCGGCUGGAUUCCGACAGAAAGACCAGACCCAGAAAGCAGCCACUGGCCCAUUUGACCGAGAGCACCUCCUCAUGUACUUGGAGAAGGAGGCGCUGGAGCAGAAGGACAGGGAGGACUUUGUGCCCUUCACAGGAGAAAAGAAAGGGAGAGUGUUUGUCCCCAAAGAAAAGCCUGUAGAAGCUCCGAAAGAAGAAAAAGUGACUCUGGACCCAGAGCUGGAAGAAGCCUUGGCCAGCGCCUCUGACACUGAACUCUACGAUCUUGCAGCUGUCCUUGGAGUCCACAAUUUGCUCAACAAUCCCAAGUUUGAUGAAGAAACAACCAAUGGCAAAGGCCACAAGGGGCCUGUAAGGAAUGUUGUCAAAGGUGAAAAAGCCAAACCAGUAUUUGAGGAGCCACCGAACCCCACAAAUGUGGAAGCAAGUCUGCAGCAGAUGAAGGCCAACGACCCCAACCUGCAAGAGGUCAACCUCAACAACAUCAAGAACAUUCCAAUCCCAACCCUGAAGGAAUUUGCCAAGGCUCUGGAGACCAACACCCAUGUGAAGAAGUUCAGCCUGGCUGCAACCCGCAGCAAUGACCCCGUGGCCCUUGCUUUUGCAGAUAUGCUGAAAGUCAACAAGACCUUAAAAAGUCUAAACGUAGAAUCCAAUUUCAUCACGGGAACUGGGAUCCUGGCCCUGGUAGAAGCCCUGCGGGAGAAUGACACCUUGACAGAGAUCAAGAUUGACAACCAGAGGCAGCAGUUGGGAACCGCUGUGGAGAUGGAGAUAGCCCAGAUGCUGGAGGAGAACUCAAGGAUCCUCAAGUUCGGGUACCAGUUUACCAAGCAAGGGCCACGGACAAGAGUGGCAGCUGCCAUCACAAAAAAUAAUGACCUUGUUCGCAAGAAGAGAGUCGAAGGAGACCGGAGGUAAACCUCCACCACGCAGCCAUCUGAAACACGGACAAAAACUCAUCCUCUUCUUCAUGGGACCACUCUAUCUAAGGCUGUUCGUUUCCGUUAACCGUCUAAGUCAUAAUCCUAGAGGUUACUCUUUCUUAGACUACUUAUUUAUGCGAAAACGUGUGUAGUGGUUUGACUUUCUCCUGGACACACCUGGAAGCGUGCACAAACAGGAUGACACGGAUCUCAGACAGUAACAGCGCUGGAGAUGAUUUUAACCACUUUCAUAUUGUCUUGCUUUCUUACAUGAACGUGUUUUUAAUCGUGGAAAGGGGCUUAGCGUGUGUUUGUAGCUGAUUGCAGUAGAGGCCUAUCUCUGUUUACACGCAUCACUUUGAGUUAGGCUGAGUACAUGGGACGUGUGCUGCUGACCACAUCAGAAGUUAGUAUUGCCAAUCUUUCACAAACUCUCCGUUAAUUCCAGAAAACUGUCGCUGCGUGCACAUGCCCGGAUGAUUGAUUGUCAGUGGGAUCCUCCUUAGGCAGCACUUUAACCUUGUAUUAUCAAAUUAACUGUUUAUUAUCCCAUGAGUAUGCUGAUAAUUCACACACUUUACCAUGAUUAAACAUGAAUUAAACAUUUGUGUAGGUGGGUGGCACUAGGAAUUGUACCCAGGGCCUUGUGUAUGUUAGGCAAGCACUCUACCCCUGAGCUGUAUCUCCAACCCAAAUUAUAUUUAAUAGACAGUUACUUACAAAGCCAUUGAAAGGCUUUCCAGGUAUAAUAGAAAAUUUUAAAUUUUACUAAAAGAAAAUUUCAAAAUAGCACAUUCCUAAAUAAAACAAUAAUAAUGGCAUCUUAAGGGCUAGAGUGACGGCUCAGCAGUUAAGAGUGCUUGCUACUUUCCCAGGGGACCAGAGUACAGUUCCCAGCACCUAUGUCAAGUACCUAACAGUGGCCAUCCAUCUUCAGGGGAGUUUGAUGCCUCCAGCCUCUGAGGGCAUUCCCAAACAUACAUACAUAAC